GCCGCCCAGUGAUGACGCAGCCGUUGUUUGGCCCGUGACGCCGCAUGUACACGUAGCCUAGUAGGAUGUGUUCAUUGAAGAUGGUGGCUGUGUGUCAGACUCACUGUCCUGCACAUUUCGUUGCCUGACUUCAGUCUUUUCAGUGACAUCUACUAGAGUGACCUGGUCCUAGGACCUGUUAGCUCUGCAGCCAUGCAGCCGCCUCCUCGGACUGGACCUCCAGGAGCCUCUGGCCCUCCUCCCUCUGGGCCCAACAUGUUCCGCAGGACCAGGCCUCACAAGCAUACAGCAGCAGCUACUGCCACAAUGCCGCCUGCUACUCAACCCAUGACAGAUCCGUUUGCUUUUGUUAGACCUCCUCCCCCUAUGGCGGCAGGUGGUCUUCCAACGAUACCCAACAGCAACCCUCCGCCAAUGCAAGCCCCACCUAACACCAUGUACGCUCAAGCUGGCCCAGGGCUGCCUCCGCAGCCACAUACGCUGGAGGAUGUGCCAGCUGCUCCCCCUGGGCCCCCAACAUCAUCUUUGCCAGGGGUGACCCUGUUCAACCCACAUAAUACAUCAUCUCCUAGUGUUUUCCAGGCACCCAGUCCAGCAGGAUAUGUGUCCUCCUCACAUAGCGAACAGGGCUAUUUUAAUUCACGAGAACAGACACCAUCCCUGGCCACAGAGCCACCACUUGCGGCCUCAGCCCCAGUACCAUUUCAGUCACCUUUUAACCCAGAAUAUCAAGGACAGAUUCCUCCUCAGCCUGUGCCCUUCCAGCCUGUGCCUCCCACCACCUCCUCUUCCCAGUGGGCCCCUGAUCAUGGAAGUCGUCCCCCAUCAGUUCAGAAUUAUUUCCAGCCUACUAGUGACCCUCCACCACAGCCUUUUAAUUUACCUCCAGCGACCCAGAUGUACCCCUCCCACACCCCAUCACCCCAUCACAACACCCCCACCCCGCCAACACAACCUGGACUUCCCCCCGUCCAGGCUCCUCUUCCUGUUCAGAACCCUGCAAGGCCACCUAGUUCUCAUUGGCCCGACCUGAAUGCACCCCAGCAUCAUAAUUCCCACUUUCAAACUCAGAGUUACUUCAGUCAGAGCUCUGCGCCCCAGGACUCAUGGUUCAACCAACCUCCACAGGACUCAGGCUACCACCAAAUGGGGACUAGCCAUCCUCAGCCUCGGCCUGACUCUGCUGGAUCUCAGCAUGUGCCCCACACUGGGCCUGGGCCUAGCUCUGCCCCUGCUCCUGCCCCAGUCCCAGUCCCAUACUCUCAGGAGUCUGGUACACUCUCAAUGUUCUUCAAAGACAAUGAUGUAGAAAAUGAAGAAACUCUGGCUGGAGAGAGAAAUAAGGCAGUCAAUGGUACUCCUGCACCCUCUCACCAUCACAGUAACCCACAAGCCCACGGUGGCCAUGCUGAUGUUCCUUUGGAUUACAGAAGUCCGUCUCUGCAAGAUCAUUCACAUGUACCAUACAUGAAUGAUGGCAGUCAUGCGUCACAGGGAACUACUCAGAAGCCCCCAGAUUCCCAGUACGACCAUGUGGAGAAUUUGGAGUGUGUCCCAAACCAGGAAGUAUUACCCAGUGAAACCCAUGGCAGCCCUGCUGCUGCACCUGCUGCCCAUGUGGUAGACCAGUUUGAAACCGGGCCUAACCUGGAGACUCCAGAUUCUAUUCCAAGACCAAUGAGAUCUGCAAGUGUGUCUUCCAACUACAGCAACAUGAGCCAUGGAAGUGGAACUAGCAGUCGUCGACAUCAGGGAGUUGUAGGUACCUUUAUUCAGCAGGAAAGUCCACGUCUUGCUGAUGAAGCCAACCUGUCUCCUGCUGCUGGAGGCUACUUUGAGCAGAUUGACACUUCACCAGCUGGAGAUAUGGGUGCACAACAAAGCCCACUGGAGCAGAUGUGGCCUCCCACACCCAGCCCUCCCAAACCAACUGGUAUCUUUCAGGCCAGUGCUAAUAGUUCUUUUGAGCCUGUGCGUUCACAUGGGGUUGGGGUGCGCCCUCCUGAAGUAGACAGGGCUAAAAUGGUAGCAGAAGGGGGCACAGAUUCUACACCUGGCAACCUAGAGCAGCCACCAGAUAAUAUGGAAAACAUUUAUGGCCCAGGGCACCCUGUACCUGCUGGGGCUGCAGGUGGUGUGCCUCAUCUUACACACCCUGUGGUUUCUUCUCGACCUUCAUCACGUGCUUUUGGGGCCAGUCGCCCUUGUGAGAGCCCCGCUACAACUCUGUGGGCUCAGAAUGAUCCUGCUAGCUUGAACGCUAGCAUCCUCCUAGCCCCUGCUGCCCCGACAGUUCUUGCCCCUUUACGAGAGCCCAGUGCUGAUGUAAUCCAGCCACCGGAGGAUGGCCCACUGGACCUGCAGCCCUCCCAGAGAAUCCAGCAAACUUCACAGCAGCACUUGGAAAACCUAGAAAACCCGCCAAAGGUGAGUGAGGCAGAGCCAACCGACUCUCAUGGCAACCUUGGCUAUGCUUCUCUCCUUGUGGCCGACUCGCUCCAUCAGCCUGUUUUGAUUGCGCCACCUGUGUCCAAUUACAGUGUGAUUCCCCCCAGUAACCCUGCUCAACCUGCUAGCCUUAGGGAAUCUACCCCACCUGUGCGAUCACUUGCACAGGGGCAGGGUGCCAAUGCUUCUCAACCACCUUUAGUGACCUCUAAUCAGAAUCCACUCUUUGCCCCUGGACCAGUGAGCCUCGGUUCUUCAAGCACUCACCAGGGUCCUCUCAAUCUGACCCGAGACAAUGCAGAACCGGCACCAUCAGAUGUCACAGCUCCGCCACAGUCGCAGCCAGUCCCCCUGCUUUCAAGGGGCCAAUCAUUGGGUGGGGACAGCCAAUCUGUCCAAGUUAAUCCACAGGCUUCUCUUGUGAUUGCUCCUGUCUCUAAUCAUAAUCAGCCAUCAAAUUAUGAACUGCUUGAUUUUUCUAUGCAUCAAUCACAAUCCCAGAACCAAGCAUCUGGCCAUCCUUCCUCUCUACAUGAGUCUCCACAGUCUAGUAAUGGAUUUUACCUACAGGUCACCAAAGAUGCUCAGCAGGGUUUACGAGUUCAAGGAAAUACCCCUGCCCAGACCCCGGCCUCUUCAUCUACCCCACAGGUUCAGCCAACACCCCCCCAAGCAGCUGCAAACACCCAGCUGCCACCAGCUGAACCACCUAAGACAUCUGAUGCUCAGGCUGCACCACAGGGACAAAAUGUUGCUCCUCCUCCUGUUCCUGUGAGUGGAGCACAACCUCCCCAUAGUCAGUAUCCAACUUCUGUGCAGGGGCCUGCUGCUCCUGCUGCUGCGUAUCCUCCAGGGCCACGAGGACCAGUUCCUCCAGGAGCAUCCCAGCCAGCUCCUGCAGAGCCACCUCGACCACCUUCCUCUGCAGGCAGCCAGCAGGGCUAUGGGCCCCCUCCUCCAGGACCAGGGCAGAUGUACGGUGGCUAUUAUGGUAAUUAUGGAGAAUACCCUGAUAGCAGAGCAGCAUAUCCUUCUGGCCAGUACCCACCUCCACUUGGGGAUCCCCGAGCACAGCAAUAUUAUCAAGAUGGUGCAUAUAGGAGCAGAGCAGACCCUUGGUAUGGCAGAUAUGAGGGGCAGACCCCUGUUUAUCGUGAUCCAAACUACUCAUACAGAGAGCCUCAGCCUGAGAGACCCAGCUCCAGAGCCAGUCAGUACUCUGACAGGCCCUCAUCAAGGCAAGGCUAUUCUGAAGAUUUCCACAGAGCAAACCAAAGUGCCUAUAGUGAAUAUUAUGCAGAUUAUGCCAAGCACUAUGAUUACGCAGGCUACAAUUAUGGACAGUAUGACCCACGAUACAGAGGCUACUAUGAUCAGUCCUACUGGUCUAAUGAUGACCGCUACAGAGGCAGAGACAACUACUAUAAUCAAUACGCAUAUCCUCAGAGGAAAGAAGGCUACGAUGAUCAGUGGCGGUACUAUCCCGGUUAUGAUGCCAGUUUCGAUGAUGACUACCGCCGUCGCGGAGAGUUCGCUGGUGAUGACUUUGACCGACGCAGCGUCCACAGUGAACAGUCUGCACAUAGUGUGCACAGCUCUCACAGCCACCACAGCCGACGAAGCAGCUUCAGCUCUCGGUCACAGCAGAGCCAGGUAUACAGAAGCCAGCCUGACUUGGUGUCAGCAGUCUAUGAUAACACAUCAUCCACUUUGGCUGUUGAUUACUCCUACGGACAGUACCCAAACCCAGCUGAUGCUUCCCACAACUACAGCCAGUACCCCUAUCCCACAGAAAGCACCUGGAUCGCCCCAGAGCAGCCUCCUCCUCGUCCUGCAACCCCAGAGAAGUUCAGCAUACCCCACCGCUGUGCCCGCUUUGGACCUGGUGGUCAUCUAGUCCAAGUUCUGCCCAAUCUCCCCUCAGCUGGACAGCCUGCACUCGUUGAUAUCCACAGCAUGGAGACCAUGCUGCAGGAUACCCCAGAUCAGACAGAACUACGAGCCUUCCCUGGACCUCUUGUUAAGGAGGAGACCCAUAAGGUGGAUGUGAUAAAGUUCUCCCAGAACAAAGCCCUGGAGUGUUCGCGUGACAACAACCUCCUUGACAGGGACUCUGCCCGCCUCCUCUGGGACUUCAUUAUGCUCCUCUGUAGACAGAACGGGACUGUUGUCGGCACGGACAUCGCUGACCUCUUGCUGAAGGAGCACCGCUCCGUCUGGCUGCCAGGCAAAAGCCCUAAUGAAGCCAACUUGAUCGAUUUUAACAAUGAACCGUUGGCACGAGCUGAGGAAGAGCCCGGGGCUGGACCGCUGUCCCUCCUAUCUGACACCUUCAUGACUGUCCCAGAGAACGUUGGAAAGGAGACGGAACGCUUCAGGGAGCUGCUGCUGUUUGGCCGCAAGAAGGAUGCACUAGAGGCAGCCAUGAAGGGAGGACUUUGGGGCCAUGCCCUGUUGUUGGCCAGUAAGAUGGACAAUAGGACACAUGCACGGGUCAUGACAAGGUUUGCCAACAGUUUGCCCAUCAAUGACCCUCUACAGACAGUGUACCAGCUGAUGUCAGGGAGGAUGCCCGCAUCAGCCACUUGCUGUGGAGAGGAGAAGUGGGGUGACUGGCGCCCUCACCUGGCCAUGGUGCUGUCUAACCUCACACACACCCUGGACUUGGACACUCGCACCAUUACCACCAUGGGUGACACUCUGGCUUCCAAGGGGCUGAUCGACGCUGCGCACUUCUGCUACCUGAUGGCCCAAGUUGGUCUGGGAGUUUAUACCAAGAAGAGCACCAAGAUGGUUUUGAUUGGCUCCAACCACAGUUUGCCCUUUUAUCACUUUGCUACCAAUGAAGCCAUCCAGAGGACUGAGGCCUACGAGUAUGCUCAGUCUCUGGGCUCCCAGCCGUAUUCACUUCCCAAUUUCCAGGUGUUCAAGUUGAUCUAUGCAUGCCGCUUGGCUGAAGCAGGCCUGAGUGCUCAGGCUUUCCACUACUGUGAAGUCAUCUCUAGGACUGUCCUCAUACAGCCUGCCUACUACUCCCCUGUUUUCAUAAGUCAAAUCAUCCAGAUUUCUGAAAAGCUGCGAUUCUUUGAUCCACAACUGAAGGAGAAGCCAGAGCAGGAGUUGUUUAAUGAGCCUGAAUGGCUUUUAGAGCUCAGGCAGCUGGAUGGACAGAUCAGGACGGGAGUGAUUAAAUACAGUGAAGACAGAACAUCUCCUGCACAGUACGACUGUGGCAGUCCCAGCUCGGACUUGGACCAGUUGAGUCCAACUGAACCUCCCAACAUGCAUGUGGAGCUGGAUGGCCCCACACCUGACAACCCACUAAUGAGCUCAUUACUGCCAGGGGCUCCACCACAGGCUGUGCAGCUGAUGCCUCCAGCUCCCCCCUCCAUCCUCCAAGAUGCCAUGGCCCCUCCUCAGCCUUUACCCUCCAAUGAUGUGCCCCAAUUCUACCCAGUACCCCCCACUGGACAACCAGGUCAGUUCCCUGUCUCAGGCUACCCUCCACAGGAUCCUGGCUUCGCCCCCCCUCCAUUCCAGCCUCAACCUGAGCAAACAGAAAUGUAUCCCGGUGCCCAUCAGCAGCCAGGCCCGCCAGCUCCUCAAGCGGGCCAAAUGUCACCACACAUGCCCCCUCAGAUGCCCCCACAGAUGCCCCCUCAGGUGCCCCAUUCACCUGUACAGAUGAAUCUGAUGAAUCACCCACCACCCCAGAUGCCUCAGCACAUGCCUCCUUCUCCCGGGCACAUGCCGCACGUAGAGCACCGGUCCCAGGCCCAAACAGAGAUGCCCCCACCCAGAAGCUCCUUCACACCACAGACGGACUUCUAUGACCAGAUGGCUCAGAUGGGUCCUGGGAGGAGGUCAAGGACUACAUCACAAUCUUCAAUGCAUAUGAUGGGUCCAGGACGUCGCUCGCGCACUACUUCUGAAUCUUCCACUCACUCUGGUGGAAGAGAGCGGAGUAACUCGGCUGUGAAGCAAGCAUCGCCACCUCCCCCUUCAAUUCCUGAACAGCCCCGCAAAGAGGAGGCCAAGAAAGUGAAGAAAGACUCCCCGAAAAAGGUUGGUGGUGGUGGUGGUGGUGGCGGCUGGCUAAAAAACUGGCUCUGGAAGGGGAAGAAUGAGGCUCACUUGCCAGAUGACAAAAACAAAUCUAUUGUGUGGGAUGAGCAGAAGCAGAAAUGGGUCGACUUGAAUGAGCCUGAAGAGGAGAGUAAGCCCCCUCCUCCGCCUCCCUCAUGCUUCCCCGCAAUGCCCCACGCGCCGGGCCCUGGAGGGCAUGCUGGGCCCCCAAGUGGUGGUCCUCCCGGUGUCAACGUGUACUCCAGGAAGGCAGGCACGAGGAGCCGAUAUGUGGACGUUCUGAACCCGAACAGUAGAACAGCUAAACCAAGCGGAUUGGCUCCCGCACCUGCAGACAUCUUCGCUCCUUUGGCACCAAUGCCCAUGCCUGCAAACCUAUUUGUGCCUAGUUCAGCUCCUGACGAUCAACAACCUCUGGAGGGCAGCGAAGGAGGAAAUGUGGAACAGAAUUCACCAAACACCAGCGCCAAUCCACAGAUGUUCAACCCAACAUUAUUACCACCUGCCCCCGAAGGUCCUCCUGUGCCUGAUGGCUCACAGUCCGGAGAGCUCUCACGUUCUAGCUCAAUGAGUUCUUUAUCACGCGAAGUGAGUCAGCAUUUAAACCAGGGAGCAGCACCCGCUGGAGGCGUCACCUUUUAUAACCCUGCACAGUUUGCACAGACGAGUGCACCAUCAGGAGUUGGACACCGCCCCGGCCGUUUGGGCGGUCAGCGCCAGUACCCAGUGUUGAAGUAAACAUCAUUUUGCAGAGAGAUUGUGUGAACAGACUUGUUGGAUAAAUCCUACCUUGAAGUAAAUGAAGCACAUGGACAUACUGCUCUCUGUCUAAAGGACCCUUCUGUCUGCCUGCACCUAAGAAGAUCAUAAUCACAGUCUCCAUGAUGUCGGUCUUUGUCUCAACAGCUUAACCACUCUUUCAUCUUUUUCUUUGGUUACGUAACUGUCUCUGGUGUAUUUUUAACAGGCACAGUGUUUUCUUGAAGGGCUUUUUCCUGCAUCCAAACAGAAAACAGACAGUCGAUGCACUCAUACACAAACUGUAUGUUUGUGAAAGCAUAAUUUAGUGUAUGGUCAAUAAGUUGCUCCUCUUAACAGUCCAGCUUCUGCUCAUAUGUAACACUGUUAACAAAAUGAUCAUCCCAGGUCCUGUUUUCCCGUUGUGUGUGAAGUCCAAAUGUCCUUGUUUGAUUGAUUGAUUGUAUGUAUGAUGGAUAAGAAAGAAAGCGGCACCUUUUUAAUUUCAAAUUGUUGGACUUGUAUGAUCGUUUGCAGCUCUUCAGUCUUCUUCUGUCAACUGAAGUUCGCAAUUUGUGUGAGAAUGAGUCGUGUCAAUAGUGGAUUGUCUGCUGUGUUGUUUGCUUUUUUGUCAGUCGCCCUCCAGUAAAGGAAGGAUGUUCAGGAAAGAGACUCGUACAGGUCUGCAUCGUUAGGACACUGCUCGUUUCAGAUAUUUAUUUAAAUGUCCUCCCUGCCAGUCAGAAACUCUUGAAUUCAAAGAUGCGUCAGGGUCUUUCGUCCAAGUUAGGCUUCGAUUUUCUCCUCCUGAGGAGAGUUCGUCAACAUCACUGAGACGAGGGGUGGUCUUCAGAACAGCAGGAAUUGGGAUUAAAAAAACUGCAUUUUACAUGUUGCUAAAAUUAAAUCUAUCCAAAUAUUUGUAUAUCAGAUUGAUUGUAUUUAUGAGCUGUAGGCAUAAAGGUGUGUGUGUGUGUGUGUGUGUUUGCGCGUGUGUGGAGAGCAAUUAAUGUUUUCAGAUUAGCUUUGAAGAGAUGCAUUUAUGAUUCAGAUGACGAGAUGACGUGGAUUCCUAUUCUUCUCAUUUGUAUUGGCCGCUUCUGCAGACAAAUAAAACUCUGUCUAAAUUGU
Acanthopagrus latus (yellowfin seabream) is the source of this 8403-nucleotide messenger RNA. It is a transcript of the gene sec16a, whose product is annotated as SEC16 homolog A, endoplasmic reticulum export factor. The transcript has 31 exons. Gene Ontology annotation, biological process: COPII vesicle coat assembly; autophagy; Golgi organization. Bases 193 to 7272 code for a protein of 2359 amino acids. The record is from RefSeq and is a predicted model, not a curated record. Gene Ontology annotation, cellular component: endoplasmic reticulum exit site; ER to Golgi transport vesicle membrane. NCBI's taxonomy places the organism in Eukaryota, Metazoa, Chordata, Actinopteri, Spariformes, Sparidae.